AUGAGUCUCCUUUUGGACUGGAGCGAAAUGGAGCCACCACUGCGUCGGAAAUACAUGGAGCUUUUUGAGGUGAACGCGAAAACAUAUACGGCGAAGCAUAACGAUUCGUUGCCGUACAAAACUGCGGCGACUCGAAAGCCCCUGUAUGGGAACAGCACGCAAAAUACUUAUUUGAAUCGUUACCUGGGUCAACGGCAACAACAGCAACAGCAGCAACAACAACAACAACAACAACAAGUUGUUGUUGUUGUUGUUGUUGUUUUGGGGAAGGAAGAGGAGCUUUCUUUGGGAGGCGAUGUAGCUUUUGAGGUUGAAGACCAGUUCGAGAACGAAGCGAGAAUGGCGCUGCGUUUGGCGCAUUUCCUUUCGUCAUUCCUACAAGUUGUUGAUCCAAAGGAAGUUUUUGCCGAAUUCCGUCUGGCAGACAAAUCUUUGACAAAGGAUCAGGUGAUCGGCGAAGUAGUCUCUCUUUUGAUGGGAAAUUACAGGAUCCAGAGUGCGGGUGUCUACUGGGAUCGCGACGCAUUUUCCGGACUAGAAAAGGGACAGUCGUUGUUUGCCCCGUACGCGUACAGAACGAAGGCGUCUCGUUCAUUUCAAGUAGAGGAUCAGGCGAGACUGAAAGACUAUAGCGAACAGUACGUGAAUAAAAAUUGGUUCCAGUACCUGAAGAGCAGAUGGUCGACGAACGUGGAGGAACUGAAGGAAUAUUUCCUGAAGAUCAUGAUCCGCCAGAACCGAGAAGGACAUCGAUCUCGUGCUUAUGAACAUUUUCCCAUUAAAAUUAGAUUGCCGAGUAUCAAAGACGGUUGGUGGUCGACUCCAUAUUUCGAUUGCAAAGGACUGAACAAGCAGUGGUUGAUCACUUACGCUGCACCAUUCUUCGGCUGGGAUUCCUUGAGACAUCGCGUGGAAUUCAAAGGGGUGGUCACAGUGAAUAUGGAUUUGAAGCAUUUGGACUUGAACCAAUGCGAUCAAGAAUACUUCGUGCCUAACGCUUUCAAGGACUCACACAAGUGCGAUCGACAAAAUUCAUACUGUGUGCCAAUCCUCGGGCGAGGAUUUGAUACCGGGGGUUACAAGUGUGAAUGCAUCCAAGGUUUCGAGUAUCCUUACCAAGAUCUCAUCACUUAUUUCGAUGGGCAACUCGUGGAAGCUGAAUUUGACAAUUUAGUGAGAGACAAACCAACGAGGUACGACACAUUGAAGUGUCGUUUGGCUGGGGCCUCGCAAAUAACGUCUUGGAGACUAGCAACUUUGAUAAUGAUCGUUUCAGCAAUUGUCCUACGGACUUCGGUAUAAGCUGUGUUAUUUGUAGCAUCCGUCCAGCGACUUGUUGUGAAGCAAUGCAGAAUAUCAUCAAAAGCGCGUUUUCCGUGUGAACUUUGCCGUCCAAGCAGUGAUCAUAUUUCUUAUUGCUCGAUAUGCUUUUCCGUGGUGCGUAUUUUCGGGGAAAAGUUUCUGGAAAUCCUCAUCCUGUGUUCAGCUUCCCUUUUUUUUUCUGAGAGGGAGUGGAAACGAAAUUUUUGAAAAGUUUCAGCGAAGAAUCUUAUUUUGCCAAAGUUAACUUCGAAACAAAAUUUGAAGACGUCUUUCUACUUGUCUUCCGUUUCUGAAACCCCCUGUUUUGACGCAAACGCGAAGGUUAUCGUUUGAGUUGGCAUUCCUUGGAUGAAAGGAUACGAUUGUUUUGAGGUUGUUAUGCUAGUUUUAUAAUCUUGUUAGUCUCAUUUGAUCGCUGAAUCAUUUUAUCUCUCGAUAUACGUUGUGUUUUUAUAUGUUAUUGAAAGCGUGAAUAUUUCGCGACUGUUUUCGACAUAUUUGUAUUUUAAGGAAUCUCUUUUUUUUUGUGGGGUUCCUGAGUGCAUCAUUGAUGGGAGUGAAUCAUGGAAGACCGUGAUUAUUAGCA
Notodromas monacha is the source of this 1909-nucleotide messenger RNA. The record is from the annotation of a GenBank genome assembly. NCBI's taxonomy places the organism in Eukaryota, Metazoa, Arthropoda, Ostracoda, Podocopida, Cyprididae.